AUGAGUCAAAGCGAGCAUAGCUCAGGCAUGGAAGACAGCGGUUCUGAAGACGAGUAUGACCACUAUGGUCGUCCAUCUCGGCGACGGAAGACCCCGCUAAAAUUCCUCCAUACUAUGACAGAGCUGGAAGAUGAAGCCAAUAGUAUUGUGAUCAAGGACUGUAAGCUUGACGCCUGUCUCGACGUAUUCCUUGCCGGUCUCCUGCAGCUUGGGAUAGAUCGGUCCCUAGAUAUGUACAGUCGUCUUCCGGACUUCAAAGAAUUUAGUGGCGAAACAUUGGAAGCCUUGAAAGAAGACCUACGCCGAAACCUGGAUCGCUUGCUGCCUGGGUUUAUCUCCAGUGAUACCUCGAUCCUAGAGAACAAGGUUUUCAAAAAGUCUCUGGAGAAAAGAUUCACGGGGAUAUGGCGUGAUGAUUUCCGCUAUGGUCAUGGGAGGAGCAAUGAUUCCGAAAAAGAUGACACUACACAGACCAUUCCCGUGUCUCUUUUUGAAAUACUCAUGGAGAAGCAGGCCAAGGAACGCAGCACAAAAGGACAAGGAAGCCAGCCAGACUCUGUGACGGACAGCCAAGCUACUCUGACGGAGUAUUGUCGCCGGCUGAAAGACUCUAUAGACAGCGAAGAGGCGAAUGGCUGUUUUGUUUGUGGUGGUACUAUCCCUGUCGACGUGAAUCCCAUACACCCCAGGAACGAAGGCGACCUCUUCCCCAGUCACUAUCUUCUGGUCACUCGGUCACGACGCAACUGCACGCAAGCUGGUGCUUCCCCUUGA
Messenger RNA from Aspergillus melleus, 774 nucleotides. RefSeq lists its product as uncharacterized. Lineage: Eukaryota; Fungi; Ascomycota; Eurotiomycetes; Eurotiales; Aspergillaceae. The transcript is spliced from 2 exons. The record is from RefSeq and is a predicted model, not a curated record. Bases 1 to 774 code for a protein of 257 amino acids.